Molecule: messenger RNA, 1333 nt
Organism: Ficedula albicollis (Collared flycatcher)
Lineage: Eukaryota; Metazoa; Chordata; Aves; Passeriformes; Muscicapidae
Product: dehydrogenase/reductase SDR family member 4-like
Exons: 9
Coding region: 94-762 (222 amino acids)
Molecular function (GO): carbonyl reductase (NADPH) activity
Source: RefSeq, a predicted model, not a curated record
CUCCCAGUGACCCUUAGACCCGUCCCAGUCCCCCGCGGUUCUCUCCCAGUCCCCCCCAGUUUGUCCCAGUUUGUCCCAGUUUGCCCCAGUGCCAUGUGGAGCGGGUCCCCGCGCGCGCUGCUCGGGAAGGUGGCGCUGGUGACGGCGGCCACGGACGGGAUCGGGCUGGCGGUGGCCGAGGCUCUGGGCGUGGCCGGGGCUCAGGUGCUGAUCAGCUCCCGGCGGGAGAGCAACGUGGAGAGAGCUGUCACUCACCUGAGGGGGCGGGGCCUGCAGGUGAGCGGCGUCACCUGUCACGUGGGGCGUGCCGAGGAUCGGGAGAGGAUGGUGCAGGCGGUGAGAGAGAGCUGGGGGCACCUGGGAUACACCUGGGCACACCUGGGCACACCUGGGAUACUCCAAGGGGGCGGGGCCAUCGUGCUGAUGUCAUCGAUCGCCGGGUACCAGCCAAUGGCGGGGCUGGGCCCGUACAGCGUCAGCAAAUCGGCCCUGCUGGGGCUGGUGGCCGCCCUGAGCCCGGAGCUGCUGCCCAGGGGCAUCCGCGUCAACGGCGUCGCCCCGGGGCUGGUCCAGACCCGCUUCAGCCAGGCCCUCUGGAAGGACGAGGCCGUGCGGGAGCAGGCGCUGGGAGCGCUGGGAGCGCAGAGGCUGGGCACGCCCGCGGAGGUGGCUCAGGCCGUGCUGUUCCUGGUGGCCCCCCAGAGCUCCUUCGUGGCCGGGCAGACGCUGCUGGUGGCCGGGGGGGCCGGGGCCCGCCUCUGACCACGCCCUCCGCGGAAAAUAUGCAAAUUUAUGCAAAUGAGAGGAGCAAUGACAGAUUGAAUGUGUCUCUGACCACACCCACCGCGGAAAAUAUGCAAAUCUAUGCAAAUGAGAGGAGUAAUGAAAGAUGGUGUUUGCCUGCGACCACGCCCACACCGGCGAAUAUGCAAAUUUAUGCAAAUGAGGUUAUGAAUUAUAGAACGUGCCCGCCUCUGACCAUGCCCACUGCACAGAAUAUGCAAAUUCACGCAAAUGAGAAAAAGUAAUGAAGAAAUGAGCAUGCCUCUGACCACGCCCACCUCAUUAAAUAUGCAAAUGAGGGUGACAAAGGGUUGGAUGUGCCGCUGACCACGCCCACGCCGUGAAAUGUGCAAAUUUAUGCAAAUGAGGGCAGUGAUCGUAGGACUGUGUGCUGCUCUGACCACGCCCCCUGCGCCAAAAUAUGGAAAUUUAUGCAAAUGAGACGAAGAGUGAAUGGUUGAUCCGAGCUCUGACCACGCCCAGUGCAAUACACUAAUUUAUGCAAAUGAGGACACCAAUAAAGGUCUCAACAAUUUUGUGGCCACGCCCA